AUGUCUGUACCUUCCCUACUGGACCUCACCAGCUCUCAAGUUAUGGAUUUUAUUUUUGAAGGUACCCUCCCACCAUCCGCCUACCAACUCGACCCAGUCAUCAGCAACCGGUUAUUCGAGGAGUACUGUAGAAUCUAUGAUAUAGAGAUCACGAAGAGUGUAAUGAAGGAGAUAUGCUCGAGGUUGAAUGUGACUAGAGUGGAUAUGAGACAUUGUGUCGUUCAACGGAGUGAGAUUCUCAUUCUCCAGAAUCUCAAUCUCGAGUCGUUGAUGAUGGGCAGUUUGAUGUGUUUGGAGCCAAAGCAGAUUACCGCACCCUCAACAACUCUCAAAAUCGAAGCACUCCUGAAGCGAUGUCUCAAUGAAGAGUCGCGGAAAUCGUUGAAACAUUUGGAUUUGAGUCAAACGGGAAACGACUAUUUGGAUGGAUGGGUGGAGAACAUCUCCAAACUCCUCCCCUCUCUCAUCAGCCUCGGUAUCGCUGGUCGCCCGCUAAGCGCCACGGAAUUCACCACACUCUGCACGUGUUACCCGAAUCUUCGAAAUUUGGAUAUUUCUAAUUCAAAUGUGAAAGAUUUGAAGGGAAUAUCAAAUCUGAGCAAUUUGGAGGUCCUUGCCAUCGGGGGAUUAGAAGUUACUGAUAUGAAGGAGGUGUUUGAGUUGAAGAAGUUGAGAGUACUCGAUUUGUCGAGUAGGGAAUGUCUCUGCUGUCUCCGUAACCUACUCGAAUAUUUCCUUUCAUGCCACAAAGUGCUCCCUGACCUCCGAUUUAUCGAUUGUUCCGGAAACUUUGCUAAUCCUGAUAUGAUUGCCAAUCUGCUAGAGACACAUAAGACACUACAGCAAGUCGGGUUGAUAGGAUUAGACCGUGACUUUCCGGAUUUUCCCGACGUCAAACUCCUCACCUUCACCACGAUGCGAGCCUCCAUUGAAGCUAUCCACCACUACACGACUACCAAGAAUUAUUCGGCGAUAGUUGCGAUUUUAAAGAAGAUUUCAGACAUUUUGGUAGAGAAUUACGACGGGGAGACGGAGGUGACACUUAGAGAAUGUUUUUAUGCAUUGUGUCGGGUUAUCAAGGAGUUUCCGGAUGGGCAGAGUUUGCACAAGUUGGUCACUGAAUGUUUGAGAAUUAUGUGUCGCGACACCCGCAUCUACAUGCUCUCCGUCUCCGAACGUCACGACCUAGUCAACACUCUCUUCACAAUCUGUGACCACUGGCCAACGUACAAACAAGAUUUCGAGCAAUCCGAAACUAUUCACAACGUGUGGAGAAUGUUCCAAAACCUCUCAUUCCUUAUGACCAAAAAUUUGAAUUACCGCCGGAUUUUCGAGACAGCAAUGGAGUAUGUGAUGGAUGAGGGGACGAUGAUUGGAUACAUUGAGGGAUGCUGUCUGAAAGUGAUGGGGGCGUCGGUAGAUCAAAUGAGUCCUUCAGAUCAAUUAUCGAUUUUCGUGAACCGUCAGACGUGUAGACACCUUCUUGAUCUACUCAACAAGUCUUACAAACUGAAUCGCCACGAAAUUUAUCGAUUAGUUCUCGGAAUCCUAUACAAAAUGGUUGCUCAAUGCCCGGAGGUGUUUGUGGAGAUGGGCGGAGUCUGGAUAUUAAUUGGACACUUGAAAAAGUUCAACUAUUAUGAUAGCUUGUGCAUGUUGAGGAUAUUGGUGACGAGUAAGCAGCAGAAAAUUGUCCAGGAGAUGGGAAAGACGGAUAAUGUGCAGAGAUUGGUCCGCUUCCUUCAAGCCUGUGCCACUGAGCUCGACGUCUCUCCCAACACCUACAUGAUCAAGGAGAAGACCUUCAUACUCGCCUCGAUUCUCAGCGAGAUCAUCUUCCAUUCGAAAGAGAGCCAUCUGAAGACAAUCUACUGGAGAACGGUGACCAGAAUACUUCGGGAAGUGCUCAUCAAGCUCUCCGGAGCCCCCACUUGUUCCAUCGACACCAUUUUCUUUGAGACUUACUAUGAGACACCACGAGGAGAGGAUCUCAUGGAGACACCGAUUGAGUAUUUGAAAAGAAAUCGAGAUGAGCGGGGAUGUUGUUUAUAUUGUUUACUCCAAGGAGUCUAA
Molecule: messenger RNA, 2073 nt
Organism: Caenorhabditis remanei
Lineage: Eukaryota; Metazoa; Nematoda; Chromadorea; Rhabditida; Rhabditidae
Exons: 8
Coding region: 1-2073 (690 amino acids)
Cellular component (GO): Cul2-RING ubiquitin ligase complex
Molecular function (GO): protein binding
Source: RefSeq, a predicted model, not a curated record